AAUGGUAGUAGUAUUAAACAACGGUAGGUGUUAGCGUUGGAUUGAGAAGUGAGAGAAAUCAAGAAUGGAGUUUCAGGCGUUGCCGGAAGGUUGCGUGGCGAGCAUACUCUCUUGCACCACCCCGGCGGACGUGUGCAGGCUCUCGGCAGUUUCCAAGAUUUUCUGUUCAGCCGCCGAAUCCGACGAAGUUUGGGAGCGUUUUCUCCCUUCCGAUUACCAUUCCAUCGUAUCCCAAGCUUCCGCGCCUCUCAACUACGAUUCCAAGAAGGCUCUCUAUUUCGCUCUCGCGGAUCGCCCUGUCAUAAUCGACCAGGGUAGAAAGAGCUUUCAAUUGGAGAAAAAGAGUGGGAAGAAAUGUUACAUGCUUGCUGCCAGAGCUCUCACCGUUAUUUGGGGCGAUAAUGAGAACUAUUGGACUUGGAUAGUCGAUCCCAAUUCCAGGUUCCCAGAAAUUGCUGAACUUAAAGAUGUGUGUUGGCUUGAAAUUCGUGGGGUGAUAAACACCCGUGCCUUGUCCCCAAAUACUCAAUAUGCUGCUUAUCUUGUUUUCAAGAUGAUUGAUGCCUACGGAUUUCGCAACCGUCCUGUGGAGUUAUCGGUUGAAAUCUUAGGUGGCCAUGUUAGUAGCAAAAUUGUCUGUUUGGAUUCAAACAGAGAGACGCCAAGCAACAGAGUCAUGGGAUUGCAACGUCCAAAGGAUAGAAACGAUGGGUGGUUGGAGAUUGAGAUGGGAGAGUUCUUCAAUCCAGGCUUAGAAGAUGAAGUGAAGAUGAGUGUCUUAGAGACUACGAAUGGUAAUUGGAAGAAGGGCCUCUUUCUUGAAGGAAUAGAAGUGAGGCCAAAGAGAGAGAAUUAAGCAACCGGAAUUUCUUGUUUGAUGUAAUUCACAGAACUUUAUAUGCAUGGGUCUUGCGUCUUAGAGGGCAUGAUGCUGCUUGUGUAUUUUAAGCGUCAACCGUUGAACUUUGUGAUGUAUUAUCGUGCCAAACUGCUACUCUUUUAUAUACAUAAGUUGUAUUGCUUCUUGUGAUUCUUAUCACUGAUGAGGGGGUAAACUGCUUGUAUAUGGUGGAUGAAAUUCUGAACAUUUAUUGUAAUGCUGAUGUUAAGAGUGUAAGUGGAUAUAUAUGUAAUCUCCGAAUUCGAACUGAUCUAGAUCGGUUCAAUAAGUUUGUUUGGGUUAGAUUUUUUCCAAUGAAUUUGUUUGGGUUAAA
Messenger RNA from Cajanus cajan (pigeon pea), 1214 nucleotides. RefSeq names its product F-box protein PP2-B10. The record is from RefSeq and is a predicted model, not a curated record. NCBI's taxonomy places the organism in Eukaryota, Viridiplantae, Streptophyta, Magnoliopsida, Fabales, Fabaceae. Gene Ontology annotation, molecular function: protein binding.